CGAAUCAUGGGCGUUGCCAGUUCAAGUCUGUGAAAGGUGUGGCUACACAUUUAUUGGAGAGCUAACACUAGAAACCCGCUGACACCAAAACCCAGUAUAUUUUCCUAGAAGUCCACCAUGUCUGUUUGGGAUGAUCUGGAUCUCCUCCUAGACUCACCGUCCUCAUUAACAGUGACCUCUACAGCCCGAGGAACCAUUAAAGAGCGUCCUGGCUUCUCCCCAGCAGAGGAUGUCACUAACCUGAGGAAGGCCAUCGAGGGUUUAGGUACCACUGAGAAGACCCUGAUUGAUGUUCUGACCCAGAGAAGCAACGCUCAGCGUCAGCUCAUCAGUAAAGCAUACCAGGAGACUACCAAAAGGUCCCUGGUCACCGACCUGGAGGGAGAGACCCACGGAGACUUUGAGAACCUGCUGGUUGCCCUGGUAACGCCUCCUUCCACCUAUGACUGUCAUGAGGUCAUCAAGGCCAUUAAGGGUGCAGGGACCAAAGAAAGUACUUUGACGGAGAUAUUUGCGUCCAGAUCCAACGCGCAAAUCAAGGCCCUGACUGAAGCAUACUUAGCAGAAACGGGUCGAUCACUGACUCACGACCUCCAGUCUGAGGUAGGUGGGGACUACGGCAAGACUUUGCUGAUCUUGGCUGAGGGCAAGAGAGAUGAGAGCACCACGGUGGAUGCAGCCAAGGCCAAAGCCGACGCUAAGGUGCUGUAUGAAGCAGGAGAGAAGAAGUGGGGGACAGACGAGAGCAAGUUCAUUGACAUCUUGUGUCACCGGAGCGUGCCUCAGCUGAGACAGACUCUGGUGGAGUACAAGAGCAUCAGUAAGAAGACUCUACAGGAGAGCAUCGAGAGUGAGAUGUCUGGGAAUCUGGAGAAGAUUCUGGUGGCCAUCGUCAAGUGUGUGAAGAAUGUUCCCGCUUACCUGGCUGAGAGGGUCUACAAAAGCAUAAAGGGGCUGGGCACCUCUGAGGCCACCCUGACCCGGAUCCUGGUGAGCCGGGCCGAGCUGGACCUGCUGGACGUCCGGGCGGAGUACAAGAAGCUGUUUGGCUGCUCUCUCUUCUCUAGUCUGGAGUCUGAGGUGUCAGGUAACUACGGCGAUACACUGAAGAAGAUCUGUGGAGGAGAUGACUAACUCCACCCCCUCAUCUUAUUGGAUGACUAAACGUACCCUGCUCAACACAGUACUAACAUUAUUCAAUAGGAUAUUGAAGCAUGUGAAGGUUUGCAGUUGAACAAAUAUAAUGUGAACACCGUACUGUACUCUCUAUUAAGUCCAGAGCACACAGUACCCCCCAAGUGUCUAACAAACGUUUAGUGACAGGGAGCUCAAUUUCAUUACACAUCAGCUGUUUGGAACCAGUUAAAGCGCACAGAACGCCACUGUUACCUACGAAGGUGUGACAGCCUGUAGAUUAGGAGCUUUAAAUGUUUCUUACAGGUUGCCCAAUACUGUGUGCUUUGGGCUUUGCUAAAUCACCUGAAGGCUGAGAAUCCCCUGUGCUGACAACGUAUAGCUUCACAAUCUCUUGUAAGCCUAUGACAGGUCUUCAUGUCCAUAAAGUUUUGAAAAAAGUUAUAUUUUCGCCGCUUCAAUAGACAUAUGUGCAUCGAUCAUAAUUGAGUGAUUUAAAUCCUUUAAUGUAAUAAAACCGGUGUCAUUUGUUAUUAAUCCUUCAUUAUAACAGCUUCUUCUUGCUCAAACUUGUUUACUGUCGGGUGGAAUUUACACCACUAGAGGGCAGUAAGCAUCAAAAUGUACCUUUCUCAGAACAUCUUGGAUUGCUCUUUCCUCAGCCCUUGUCCACACCACCACACAGUAAACCUGGUAGACUCCUGCUAGGCUCUCGAAUGAUAAGUGACAGCUUGACAUUGUUCAGUCAGAUGAGAAAGUGGUUAUUACAGACUGUUAUGGUACAAAUCCAUAAUCCAACACUAAUCCCAGAGACAAUGUAGAAUCUCUGAGGCUCCUUCCAGAUUGUGAACCAGGGAAAAGUGCUUAACCCUUUUCUUUAUUUUAUAUCAGACACAUUGAUUGGUCUUUACUAUGUCAAGACUGUCUGAUCUUGUAUUGUUAGGGCUUGAAGAGGAAAAGACGUCUUCACCUGUAAUAAACUGACAAGCAAUGCCCAAA
Osmerus eperlanus (European smelt) is the source of this 2133-nucleotide messenger RNA. It is a transcript of the gene anxa3b, whose product is annotated as annexin A3b. The record is from RefSeq and is a predicted model, not a curated record. Gene Ontology annotation, cellular component: cytoplasm. Gene Ontology annotation, molecular function: calcium ion binding; calcium-dependent phospholipid binding; phospholipase inhibitor activity. NCBI's taxonomy places the organism in Eukaryota, Metazoa, Chordata, Actinopteri, Osmeriformes, Osmeridae. The transcript is spliced from 15 exons. Bases 118 to 1134 code for a protein of 338 amino acids.